ACGCUGGUGCUCAGCGUAAUAUAGUAUAAGGCAAGGUACUUAGGAUACCACGCUUAAUUCCUUCGUCGCUAUCCUAAGCUUCCUUGCAAGUCACCUAGCCUCGCUGCCUAGCCACACGGCCCUGCAGUCGUUACACACAGGAGUAUUGAACUGCGUGAAGUAUUGUAGAUUUAAUUUCUUGUACUGUUUUGCCCGAGUGUUGCUGACCGGUGUGAGAGGAAGCCACGUCUGGCUGUCUGGCGCGCCUGCUUUCACCAAUAUCAUAGAAAGGCGCCUCAAUUAUGGCUUCCUUAGCUGCUCCCUCCUCGGGCCAUCCCCCAGUCCUCCGCUCAAUUAACAACACAAUCAUGGCAGCCUGCAGUACUAGCGGCCGCGGCCCGGGUUACAUGCUUUGGCCAAAACCCGCUAGGCGUCGCGCUCGUGCUCACUCCUUCAUGUCCUCUCGGCUGCUUGCGGCGGCAGAAGCUGGCAUCCCUCAACACAUCUCACACCGCAACUGCGCAAGAAAGGAAGGCGUAGCUCCCGCCAACACCCGAGCAGUGGCGUGCAUGGCGUCCUCUCGUGCUGCUAGCAUUCCCUCGCCUGAACGCGGCAGCAGGGAUGGAGAAGACGGUGUUGGUAGCAACGGCAACAGCAGUAGCAGUGCGGAAUCACCGUCCGGCCCCGUGGCACCGUACAACAACGGCGGUGGGAGCGUCCCCAACAGCUGCGGCGCUGGCGGUUUUCCCACGACUGUCACCCAAGCAACGGCCUCUGAGACGCAUGCGCUGUUUGCCGAUCUGGAAGAUGCCGUACCGUACAGCAACGGUACGGCAAACGGAGGUAAGCACGCAGCUGGCGCUAAAGGCCCGGCUAAGAGGCGCGGCAGCAGCGCCGGCGCCGGCGCGACGAGCAAAAGCGACAACGUCGGCAGCGACAGCAGUUCAGGACAGAAACGCGGCAACAACAAUAAGGCCGCUAAGCCAGGUCACCCCAUGCCAACAGUCGCUUCAAUCAUGCAUCCCAACACGGACCCGGCGUCCGUCGCUGCCGCGGUCAAUGGCGGCGAUGGGCCUGUUUCAGUGGUCGACGCCGCCAUCGCCGCCAGCGUCGUACGACAGGUUUUACCGUACGACGCUGCAGGGAAUCCCAGCAGCGGCGUCGGAAGCAGCGGUGCCACCAUACAUGCCGAUGGCAUGGCUGCCUGUUCGGAUCUAACAUCUGACGUCAGCGCCUCGACGUCUUCCAUGGACGGUAGCACUAGCAGCAGCACUGCUCGGGCCCUUGCGAAUGCCCUCUCCUCUUCCACGCCACCAUCACCUCUUUCUUCUCCCUCCGCGUCCUCUUCCGCUGCAUCCUCCGCGUCCGCCUUGGGUCCUCAAGGUUCAUCAGGCAGCGUGGAUUUGGCGGAUACCCCGGAGGGACUGACGGACGUCGAAGUUAUCUCCGUGGCUCCUGUAGCAGAUUGGCUCCGAGACCGGGAUGACAUCUACACGUUGUACUACGCUGUACUAACGGGCGGGCUGGUGGCUACGGCGGUGUUCCUCUUUGAUGUGUCCAUUCAGACCAUUCACGACCUGCCGGAUAUUUUCAGCACUGGCUUGGGCAUCGGCGGCGGCCGGAAGACUGGGCUGGAGGUGUUUGGGACCGCUGUUCCCUUCAGGUGCGUCAUGCCGGUCGCUGCGGGUCUCGCGGUCGCCUGGCUGCAGCGCCUGGGCUUCAGCCCGCCGCUCAAGGUCCUUACCCGCGCCAUGGAGGGGGUAGCCGACGACGCCGCCAAAGCCGCGCUGCCCAAGUCCUACUGGCAGGUGGCUCGCAAGGCCAUCGCAAGUGCGGUGACGUUGGGUUCCGGAGCCUCGCUGGGUCCCGAGGCGCCGAGCGUGGAGCUGGGAGCCAACACCGCGGCAGUGAUCGUACCCAAGACGCUGAGCAAGCGGCGGCAAAGGAUGCUGGUAGCUGCGGGGGCGGCGGCGGGUGUGUCUGCUGCCUUCGAUGCGCCCGUGUCCGGCGCGUUGUUCGCCGUGGAGUUUGUAUUAAAGAGCAGCCGACUGGGUUUGGACCGGCUGUCCACCUCCACGGUGUUUGUGUCUACCAGCGUUGCGGCGGGGGUGAUUGGGUUCCUGCGCACGCAGGGGCAGGCGCUGGGGAUUGCGGGCGCGGGGACGCAUCUGGUCGGUCGUAUCCCCUACUUCUCCAUUCAGCCCAACCUCCUGGUCGACGUCCUGCAGUUCUCCGCACUUGGUUCCUGCUGCGCAGUAGCCGCAGUAGCGUUGUACGAGGGCGUUCGCGUCUGCGAGAUCGCGCUACGGCCGCUGCCCCGCUGGCUCUCCGCGCCUACGGCGGGGGCCCUAUGCGGCAUCAUCGCCUACCGCUUUCCGCAAGUGCAGUACGGCUACGUGAACCUGGAGGAGAUCUUUCGCGACUCGACACGCAUGUCGGCGGGAGAUUUGGCGGCGCUGCUGACGGCUAAGAUUGCAGCCACGGCGGUGUGUGUGGGCGGAGGCCUGGUGGGCGGUCUGUUUGCGCCGUCACUGUUCCUGGGAGCCCUGGUCGGUGACGUGAUGGGUCACUUCGUGGCGGUCCCCUGGGGCCUGCCCGACCCCACCUCCCUAGUGGUGGUGGGUGCGGCAGCGGUGCUGGGCGCCUCCUGCCGCGCCCCCCUCACCGCGGUGGCGCUCAUGGUAGAGAUCACGCGCGACACGGGGCUGCUGGUGCCGCUGCUGGCAGCCAUUGGGGCGGCGUGCCUGCUGACGGAUUACAUGGAGGGGGUGUUCAGCAAGCGGCUGGAGCAGGCGCUGGUGCAGCUGUACCUGCGGGAGAAGGCGUUCUUCUGGGCCGCCAGUCUAGUGGAGGCGACGGAGCGGCAGCAGGACGCAGGCGCACCCAAGACGGUUGAGUCCGUCCUCGGCACGCGCGCCUCCCUCUACGUGCGCCACACGCUGCCGCUGGCGCAAGCCAAGUCCGCCAUGCUUUCCCGCGGCAGCCAGGCGGCUGUGGUGGUGGAUGAUAACCUGAGUCCGCUGGGGGUGGUGUAUCUGGAGGAUGUGGAGGCGGAGCUGCUGCGUCAGCGGCUGAUGAACGAGCCGGAUGCCAACUUUAACAGGGAGUAGGGCGGAGAAGGAGAAGGAGAAGGAGAAGGAGGAGUGGCUGGGGAUGGAGUGGGGUGUUAGUGAGGAUGGUGGGGUUGGAGGGAGUAGCUGGGGAUUAGGUACGAUGGAUGGGUUGGGGGAUUAAGUGAGUGGUGGGGGGCCUGUAGCCCGGUAGCAUGGAAGGGUCAGCUCCCAGCAGCUGCUGGAUGGGAGAGCUUUACCGGUAACAGGGAGUGAACAUGGUGCUGUGUGUUUCUAUGUAUGUAUUGGCUGUCUGCUCCUGUUUGUAUGGGAGUGGGCACGGCUGCUAGCGUUUUCUUACUCGUUAUUGCUUGUUGGUGUUCUUGAGCGGAAGUAAGCGGGCAGCCGGGAGUCGAGGCUGUGUAGGGAAGUGAGGGGCCCAGGAACGAUGAGCUUUGCCUGGAAGAGUGACGGAGAGUUGUUAUUAGGCACAGUUGCGUUGAUGAUAGUGGAGGGCAGAACUUGCUGUUCGGCUACCGUGGUUUAUAUCAAGCAAUCUACCGGCAUUGCUUGAAUCCAAACGUAUUAGUCGAGUUACGUUGCGAACACAAAGAGGCAUUCACGUUAAAGGUAUAGCUUGCAUGCAUGCGCGAGCUAUGAGCAGGCCACGGUGGUGGCCUAUCCAGAGCUUUAUGUCAUGUUGUUGCCUUCUACGGGCAUGUUUUGGUGUCUGUCUGUCUGUGUUUGGACUUCUGUUGCUAAGUUAAGCUUCCAUUGGUCCUGGAUGGGUCAGGGAUUCCCUACCGACGUAUCGAGGAGGCCGGCUCGGCAACCGCCGUCAAUCUGCAGGAUUGGUAUGCAUUACGUGCGGGUUAUUAAGUGAUGAGCUGGGUCUGCCGUGUCCGUUUCUGGCCGCCGAAAUAGCAGAGGUGUUGUUGAGGUUGUUGUUGCUACGGAGGUUGCGGUUUCUAGCGUUGCUUGCAUGCGCGUUGCUUGCUUGACGCGUGCCCAAUACUGUUCAAUGCUCUUGUUCUUGACAUGCACUAGUUGAUCGCUCCUUCGAUACCGGUAGACCCGGCCAUCUUGGUGGGGCGACUGCUGUCUUUGGCGACAAAGUGACCCAUGGGUCUCUGAUAUGGCACAUCAUGUCGGAGGUCUGUGGCGGGUCCGACAGUGACCCGUGGGUCCGUGACGGUACCUCAUAACUAGACCACACCGACCGAAGGGGCCAGUGCCCACAUUGGAUGUUGCUUACGUGCGUUACGAGACUCGGCGGGGGUGGCAGGAGUGCUGGGGAGCAGGCGACGACGGCGUUCUUGCGUGUGCGCGUUUUUAAGCACAAAGCAUCAGAGAAGAGUUGGCAUGGCUGCUUGUUUCGGUUGGUCCUAGCAUGUCUUGGCAUUACGAGAUAAGGUGAGGGAUGUGAGAUGUGAGCAAGUCAAGACGUAGCAGCAGGUAACAUUAUUUGGCUGAGGGCUGCUUGGCAUAUAGAGAUGUGGGGAGUCUGCGGCAUCGUGUUUUUUCCUUGAGUUACAGGCGAAGAGUGUAAUCUUGACGCAGUUGCGGAUACCGCGGUAUCGUGUUGGAGAGAGUUUUGGUAGGUAGGUAGGCGUUACAGUAGAGAGGUUGAGAGGACGAAGUGGUUUGUGUGGGCAACGGGAGAGUGCUUAUUGCGUGCUUGGUGCGUGGGCUCUAGCGUGUACGGUGCGCUGUUGUUCAAAGCCUCAUCGCCCUCAUUACUCCGCAUUCAAGAACGGUAGACAAGGCUACACAUCAAAGGCACAUGUGAGCGGCAUCUAUGUUGGGUCUUUGCAGUGAGACUUACGGCAAAGAAAGCGGGUAAUUCCUAAUUAAUGUUGAGGGCUAAAACGAUGAUUGGGGCAUCUGUGGCAUACGAUGUACGAUUCUUGCGGCGAGUAUCUCUUGAGGCGCGUGAGGUUUGGGCUUUUCAUGUUUUUAGUCUCAGCCGUAAUAAGGAUAAGGAAGGAGGUGGGGGAUUGGAUUGUCAGGUGGCCUACAACUGGAGGGGGGUUUAGUGAAGGCAAAGGCGUGAUGGAUGAUGCACGUGCGCCGAAGAGAGCACGAGGCUUCUGUUAAGCCACGCCCAUGCUGCCAUUGCACCACUCCUGCACCAGUGCCGCACCAGUUCCGCACGAAUCCCGCACCAUUCUCGGCGCCCAAUUGCAUAUUGUGAGCGCUGCUAUUUUUGGACCAUGGGGU
Molecule: messenger RNA, 5249 nt
Organism: Astrephomene gubernaculifera
Lineage: Eukaryota; Viridiplantae; Chlorophyta; Chlorophyceae; Chlamydomonadales; Astrephomenaceae
Source: the annotation of a GenBank genome assembly